GAGGAGGAGUCAAGCAGGGGUGAUUGGAUGUAAAAGACGAAGUUUUUGUACAGUACGGUUUAGUUGGCGAGUCCCGUCAUCGCCUUUCGAGUUUUCAAAAACAAUAAUAUUCGCAGCAUCCAUUGAUGCUAGAGAAAGGAGAAAGAUAGUGAAAGAGAGAGUCGACAGAAAUAAAAACUGACGUGGAGGAGAAAAUUGAUUAGCUGAGUGAGUGCGUGAGAGAGUGGUGUAAGUAAUGGUGGGUUUGUUUGAUUUUAUCGAAUCAAAAUCAAACCUCUGAUUCCCAUGCACAUACACGCCUCUUUAUAAUCAGAUUCACACAAACAACCCACAAUCCCACGAGCUAUCUCUCUCUUUCUCUCUCACACUCUCCAUCUCUCUCUGCAACGUUUUGUCUAUUUUUCGGGACUCAUUUUGAGAAGAAACUGAAUUUGACUUAGUGGGGUUUAAACUUUUGAGUUAAUAUAGCUUUAUAUAUAUGAAUUUGGCCAAUAUUUUUUAGUUUUUGCGUAUAUUUUUUGGGGGUUAUUGUUCGAUGGUCUGGUCUUGUACUCUUGUUUGUAUGUGAAGGUUGAAUCUUUUUUAAAUUAAUUUUUAGAAAAAAAAAAAAAAACAUCUUUUUUUGAGUGAUAGGAUGAAAUUUGUUUCUGCGUUGGGCGAAUGAAAAAUCACUGGUAAAAGGGCACAUAAUAAAGUUAAAGAGGAGGUGAAAAGCAGAGGGGCUUUAACCAAGUCUAAGGCUUUAAGAGUACUACAGAAAUCCUUCUUGUUUCUGGUGUCUGUGCUCUGUGCUGAUGCAUUUGCACGUCUGGUCUCUUGAUCGUGACUUAUGAGAGUCUCUUCAUGUCGGUUCUGUUUCUGAGUGAUUCUUUCUAUAAAAUUUUGGGAAAGAAGUGCGGGAAAGUCGGGAAAAAAGUAAAGCUUUUUCUCCUUUUUAUUUUCUUUUCCUAGUUUAGUCUUUGCUCGGUUGCUUAAAAAUGAAAGUUAGUGUAAUAUAUUUAUGAUAUGGUUGAUCUUAUUUUGACUACCCAUUUGUAUCUGAUUCUCUAAAUCAAUAAACCUUUAUAAAUUUCUCAACGUUCUGAUAUAUUUUAUAGUUUGAUUCUCGCAAAGGUGGUUUUGUUGUGAAUCAGAAGAAUCAAAUCCAUGGCUGUUUCUUGUUAACAACUUCAAUCUUUCAGUGGGGUUGUAAAAUAUUUCAGUGUUAAUGGCAGACAAUGGCUCUCUUCCGUCGCCCGCCACCACCACAGAUAAUAAUAGAAAGCCUACUUCAUUUCCAAGAUUGUUCACUAGUUUAACCAAGGGUAUUUCUGAAACUGAGCUUCCUGUGAUGAGCCCAACUUCCAUUCUUGAUAUUAGCAAACCAUUUUCUGUUCUCAAGAACCCCUUGUGGUCUGAGCCAAGUCCACAAACACCUAGAACUCCGGAACCAGAAGCUAGGCGCAAAUUGGACUCCAAAGGGGUUGGUCUUGGCAUUUUUGAUGUUCUUCAAGAUGUUGAAUCAGACUCCAAAGAAUCAAAACCUGAGACUCGAAUGGUUCUUUUCGGGUCACAGCUAAAGAUCCAAAUCCCUCCUCAAGAUUCACCUAUGUCUCCAUCUGAGUUUGGUAUCAAAACUAGAAACUCUCAAUUGGGUUCCUUUUCCUCUGUGUUAUCACCCUCCCCAGCAAAACAAUCAACUUUUGGAUCAGUGAAUUCGGGUCUGGAGACUCCGAAUUCUCCUCAGGUUUUCACGGGUUGUCUCUCUGCCACUGAGAUGGAACUCUCUGAGGACUACACUUGUGUCAUUUCUCACGGGCCAAAUCCGAGAACCACUCAUAUUUUUGACAAUUUCAUUGUUGAGAGCCGCUGUGGUGUUGUUGGGUUAUCUCCCCUGAGAAAAGAAAAUAACGGGAUCACUACAAUUGAUCAAAUAAACUACCCAUCUGAAAAUUUUCUCAGUUCCUGUUACGCUUGCAAGAAGAAUCUUGGCCAGGGAAAAGACAUUUACAUGUACAGGGGAGAGAAAGCAUUCUGCAGCCGUGAAUGCCGUUUCCAGGAGAUGAUGUUAGAGGAAGGAGUGGAUCAAUUGGACCCAGUUGAUGGCUAUGGCAAUUGCUCAUGAUGGACAAUAAUUUUCUCAGUCUCCAUCAUCCCUCAUCUUUUUCUAUAAAGCAUGGACCAUUGAAGAAUCCUAACAAGGGUAAAAUUUGAGUCAUAAAGUUCAUGUAUCAACCCAAGGCAGAGUAUUGGAUAAAGAUGUGAUCAUCCUACAUAUUUGAUUAUAGUUGUUUUAAUUUUCUUCCCCUGUUUAGUUUCUAUCCACUUUUUCAUAUGCUACUUGUAGAGGCAGAGCUGAGGAACUGAAGCUUCUGCUCAAAUAUUGUAGAGUUGAUGAUUUUCUUCAAGCCAUAAUUAGGGAUUGCUGUUGGGUUUCAUCCAUCCACAGUUUUGGUCUCUUAAAGAUGGUGUAUGAGUAAAGUUUACAUUUUACUUUUC
Messenger RNA from Mangifera indica (mango), 2478 nucleotides. RefSeq names its product FCS-Like Zinc finger 8-like. NCBI's taxonomy places the organism in Eukaryota, Viridiplantae, Streptophyta, Magnoliopsida, Sapindales, Anacardiaceae. The record is from RefSeq and is a predicted model, not a curated record. The coding region runs from base 1208 to 2104 and encodes 298 amino acids. The transcript is spliced from 3 exons.